Metarhizium album ARSEF 1941 is the source of this 2748-nucleotide messenger RNA. Its product is annotated as aspartate-tRNA ligase. Bases 1 to 2748 code for a protein of 915 amino acids. NCBI's taxonomy places the organism in Eukaryota, Fungi, Ascomycota, Sordariomycetes, Hypocreales, Clavicipitaceae. The record is from RefSeq and is a predicted model, not a curated record. Gene Ontology annotation, biological process: aspartyl-tRNA aminoacylation. Gene Ontology annotation, cellular component: aminoacyl-tRNA synthetase multienzyme complex; cytosol; cytoplasm. Gene Ontology annotation, molecular function: aspartate-tRNA ligase activity; ATP binding; RNA binding. The transcript has a single exon.
AUGCCGGGGGCUUCUAGUCUGCUGGCAUCAGCCUUCGGGCUCCCCCGAUCGCGCUCGCUGUCGCGCAACCGGACUGCCAGCCCCAACAAACGUGGCGACGUCACUGAUGCGACUUACUCGGCCGAUUGGACUACAUCAUCAUCUCCGUUAAAUUCGGUCCCCGCCUCACCAUCUGUUCCUGCAACUCCCACGUUCUCCGGUAGUGCUUUUGGUAGCGGUAGCCCUAGGCAUCUUACUAAAAUGGCAGACAGUGCUGUUGAUGUCGCCAGGGACUCUCCCCGCUCCAGCAUGGAGAAACUCAGCUUGACAAACUACCGUCACGACCUGGACAAGUUGAACGAGAAAUCCCAACGCUCGAGUCCGGAUCGGACUGGAGACUCGACCCGGUCCAGCAUGGAAAGCGGCCGCACGAGCAUGAGUGCCGAUUGGCCUGUCCAUCCACAUGAGCUCAAUCUCAUUGCCGAGCUGGACAAGCUUCCCCUGGGAACUGAGGUGAACUUUCGAGCCAGAAUCUCUACUCAGCGGCAGCUAUCCAAGAAUCUCGACUUUCUUCUCUUCCGCGACCAAACAAACUCUGUGCAGGGCGUUCUUUCUCGAGAAUACCUCGACAUGGUUCGAUGGGUCCAGAAGUUGAAUUCCGAGUCCCUGGUCCAGGUGAACGGGGUGCUUAAGGCGCCUCCCCAGGCGGUCCGCUCUGCUACCCAUUCUGGAGUCGAGGUUGAGGUGCACUCCAUACAUCUUGUGAAUGCGGCACAUGGAGCGCCCUUCACCAAUUACAAGCCUCCUGACACGCUACGCAACCGCAUGACAUCUCGAAUCCUCGAUCUUCGUCAUCCUUCCAACCAAGCCCUGUUCCGGAUCCGUUCCAUGGUAACUCGCACGUUUCGGGAAACCCUCGAGCAGCAGGGCUUUGUUGAAAUCAACACGCCCAAGCUCCAACCCGCUGCCACCGAGACUGGUGCGGCUGUUUUCAAGGUCAACUACUUUGGGCGCAAUGCGUUCCUGGCUCAAAGCCCUCAACUGGCAAAACAGAGUGCAGUCUCCGCCGACUUUGGCCGAGUAUUUGAAGUUGGUCCCGUUUUCCGCGCCGAAAACUCCAACACCCAUCGCCAUCUGACCGAGUACACUGGACUCGAUAUCGAGAUGUCCAUUGAGCACGAUUACCACGAAGUCAUUUACGUUAUUGACGACUUUCUUAAGCAUGUUUUCACUUCUGUCUACGCCAUGCCCGAGGUCAAGGAAGUUCAGAAGCGAUGGCCCAGCAAAGAGUUCAAGUGGCUCCAAGAGACUCUGAUACUCAACUUUGAGGAGGGCAUUCAGAUGCUACGCGAUGAUGGCCGUGAUAUCGAAAUGGAAGACUUGUCUACCCCCGACGAGAUGCGACUCGGUGAACUGGUUCGAGAGAAGUUUGGCACCGACUACUAUGUCUUGGACAAGUUCCCGGCCAGCGCUCGCCCAUUCUACACUCACAAGGACCCCGAGGACCCAUUCUGGACGAGGUCUUUUGAUAUCUUCAUCCGCGGACAGGAAAUCUGUUCAGGCGGCCAGCGCAUCCAUGACGCCGCCGAGCUUCGCGAGAAUAUGCUGGCGGCAGGCAUCUCAGAAGACGGCAUGGAAGACUACCUCGCAGCCUUUGAUCUCGGUGCACCGCCGCAUGCCGGCGCUGGCCUUGGCCUGGAGCGAAUUGUGGCUUGGAUGCUUGAGCUGGGUGACGUCCGUUAUGCAUCUCUCUUCCACCGUGACCCCAGAUCACUGCCGGCACGAGCACCCGGCUUGCCUCACCCAGAGGCAGAUACUACCAAGCCUCUUCGAGACGGCGUCAUGCCGCCUAUCGAGAAGCUCAUUGCCAACUACGGCGAUGCUUCCAAUACCUCUUGGUUGGAUGAAAGAUUCAAGAUCUGGAGACACCCAAGCGGUGCUGCUGUUGGCUAUGUCAAGCAGGAUAAAUUUGCAAUGAUCACUGGAGAUCCCCUCUGUGACAGGUCUCAGUACAAGGAAGUCUGUGCCGCAUUCGUCAAGUUUGUGCUUGCCGAGCUCAAGCUCACUCCUGUGUGGAUGCUCGUGUCUUACGACAUCCAAAAGAUUCUCGCUCAGCAGAUGAGCUGGCGGACCCUGUCGUGCACUGAGGAACAGCGUGUCGAUGCCACCAAUCAUCACGCCGUCAAUGGUGCCGGCUCCAAGGCCAGACGUGUCGAGCGUGAAGGUGUCAAGAUUCACGAAGUUAAGCCCGAUGCAGACUUCAUCAGACGCGCAGACGAAGCUAUUGUGAAAUGGAAAGCCAACCGCAAGGGCAAACAGGUGCAUCUCACCGAAGUCCGCCCUUGGGUCGACAUGGAACACCGCCGCUACUAUGCUGCCGAGAAAGACGGCAAAAUCCUGGCCAUGGUGGUCCUGGCCAAGCUGUCUCCCAGACACGGCUGGCAAGUCAAAUGGGCCCUCGACUUUCCCGGCUCUGUCAACGGCGCCAUCGAGGUGUUGAUCGACUACACUCUGUCCACAGUCACGGGCCAAGUCACCUUUGGUGUUGGGGUUUCCGAGAAGCUGACACCCGGUGAGCAUCUUCAUGGAAUUCGUGCCAGGUUCCUAGCUACUACCUACGCUUCCAUCGUCGAUAGCCUCGGCCUCCGUCGCAAGGCUGGUUUCCGAAACAAGUUUGGCGCUCUCGGCGAGGAAGUCUACAUCUGCUACCCGAAACAUGGUGUAGGUCUACGGGAUCUACAGCAGAUCAUCAAGUUCUUCCAGGAUUAA